This is a messenger RNA of Caenorhabditis elegans, 956 nucleotides long. RefSeq lists its product as uncharacterized. The transcript has 4 exons. NCBI's taxonomy places the organism in Eukaryota, Metazoa, Nematoda, Chromadorea, Rhabditida, Rhabditidae. The record is from RefSeq and is marked reviewed. The coding region runs from base 45 to 893 and encodes 282 amino acids.
AAUUUAUUCCUUACAAAUUAUAAUCUCCAAAAUCAAUCACAAAAAUGGAUGUUCAGUUCAAGGCUCGAUCUCUAUGGAAUACUGGGAAAGAAGUGACUGUCAAGUGUACAAAAGCGUUGUCAAAUGGAAUCCGAUUCUCCGAGUUCUACUCAAUAUACACAUCGUAUAUCCGUGUGAUCAUCCCGAUUUCAAUCCAAUACCCAGUUGAUUGUAUCACUGCAUACCUCCUCUUUCAUCUCUACCUGGCAUAUAUUCUAGUUUUCGCUGUUUCUCUAGAAGUUCUCAAGAAAUUCAAGACGAAAGGCUCCGGAAUCGCUCCGAUAACGGGCUCAUUGAAGGAGAAAGCUGCCGUUUAUAUGACAUAUUUCUUCGUUUUUCAAUCGAUUUCCAAAUGGACUUUUGGAAUUGCCACGUUGGAUAAAGUCAUGGGAUGGGCUUUUCAACUGAAACCGCAGAUUAAUUUGAAGCCACAAAUUAAAAUCGGAAAAAGCAAGUCGUCUGAAAGUGUCAUCUCGGUGAAAAAUAAAGUCGGCACUGCUAUGCACGUUGGAUUUGAAUCUGAAGAUGAGGACACCAGAAAGACUAUUAAAAACUUGGGAAAAAUGAAACGGAGAGUGGAUUUUGUGACGGAAGUUGCCGAUGCAUUUAUGAUGGGACAAGAAGCUACCGGCGACGAAGAAGACGAGAGCAAUUGGCAAGACGCGAGAACGUUGGAUUUGCUCGUGGAGCCGGAUGAGUCGACGUGUCAGGUGCAGAAAUGGCUGGAAGAUGGAGGCUCAAUGGAUUCAGAUGAUGUCAAGAAGCAUGUGAUGAAGCUAAUGGCUGAGAAUCAGGAAAUGAGAAGACAAUCAUUUGCGGUGAAGCCGGUUGCUGAGAAAAACACGGAAAAUUGAGAUUUGGAAAUAAGAGAUCUACUAGUUUUGUAUUUUAUUCGUACGAUAAAGAUUUCCAGCGGC